Molecule: messenger RNA, 225 nt
Organism: Racocetra persica
Lineage: Eukaryota; Fungi; Glomeromycota; Glomeromycetes; Diversisporales; Gigasporaceae
Source: the annotation of a GenBank genome assembly
UCGGAAAGGAAUCAAAUUAUGAAAUAUUUAAGAACGAUCAAGAUUUUAAUUUUUUCGAUGCCUUAUUUGAGGCAAUGCCUAUAAAUCGUAUAUUUACUCGUUUUAGUCAUGCGAAAUUUGCUCAAAUAUUAAAAGAUUUUCUUAGAAAAAAUUUAAACGAUCUUACAAGUAGAAUGCAACAAGUUAUUAACGAGGCUACAAGCAUUUGUAUUGGUGAAUGUGUCG